GGUUAUCGGACUCAUGACCCAACUCUCAAAUCCAGUUAAACCCGUCCCAGCAUCUACGAUUCAAAUCCGCCCAUCCCCUCACCGUCUAUAAUUCUUUUUCAAGUUCUCCCUCGCUACCCAACGCCACAAUUCCACCUGUUAAAACUAUCGUUAUCCUUCUCUUCGUCUUCUAUUUUAAGUUUAAUUUGUGCCUUUUUCGUUUGUUUUUUCCAAUUAUUCUAUUUUUGAAGGUGAAUUUUAAAAAUGGAGGGAGGACAGUAUAAUCCUCGUACCGUUGAAGAAGUUUUUGGAGAUUUCAAGGGUCGUCGUAAUGGCCUUAUUAAAGCCCUAACCACAGAUGUUGAAGACUUUUAUCAGCAGUGCGAUCCUGCUAGUAUGGAUCUAUGCUUGUUGUGCUUUACAGAGAAGGAGAAUUUGUGCUUGUAUGGACUUCCUAAUGAGCAGUGGGAGGUCAAUUUACCUGCUGAAGAAGUACCUCCAGAACUCCCCGAGCCUGCACUAGGGAUCAAUUUUGCUAGAGAUGGGAUGCAAGAGAAGGAUUGGUUAUCUCUGGUUGCUGUCCACAGUGAUGCCUGGUUGCUUUCUGUUGCCUUCUAUUUUGGAUCCAGAUUUGGUUUUGAUAAAGCUGACAGGAAACGGCUUUUCAACAUGAUCAAUGAACUUCCUACAGUAUUUGAAGUUGUGACUGGUGCUGCUAAGAAACAACAGAAAGAGAAGUCUUCAGUCUCAAACCACAGUAGCAACAAAUCAAAGUCAAACUCCAAGCCUGGAUUGGAAUCUCAGGAAAAAUAUCCAAAGUCACAGCCGAAGGACGAAGAUGAAGGGUUUGAUGAGGAAGAAGUUGAAGAACAUGGCGAAACACUAUGUGGCGCCUGUGGAGAAAAUUAUGCAUCAGAUGAAUUUUGGAUCUGCUGUGACAUAUGUGAGAAGUGGUUCCAUGGCAAGUGCGUGAAGAUUACCCCUGCUAGGGCUGAACAUAUCAAGCAUUACAAGUGCCCAUCUUGCACCAACAAGAGAGCUCGACCCUGAUUUAGAAUAUGAAUCUAAGCUCGGGUACUCCUCAAACUCUGCUAACUGCUGUCGUUGAUCAGGCCGCGCUUGUUUUGAAGUGUUUAUUUACCUUUAGCAUUAACUGUGAAUUCAUGUUCCUCAUCGGGGAAUGUUAAUGUUACUUCAGUAUAGUAUUAUUUCAUUCUAGUUGGCGCAAGUAAAGCCCCGUUUCACUUGGAACUAUUAUGUUUUCUUUCAUUUAGUAGGAAUUUCAGCUGUUUCGGAUUAUCAAAACUAGUAGUUCGUUUUCGUUUGGAAUGUUGUUUAUGAGGCUCGCAAGGUUCUUAUGAUGAAUAAA
Molecule: messenger RNA, 1348 nt
Organism: Olea europaea var. sylvestris
Lineage: Eukaryota; Viridiplantae; Streptophyta; Magnoliopsida; Lamiales; Oleaceae
Product: PHD finger protein ALFIN-LIKE 4-like
Exons: 5
Coding region: 244-1029 (261 amino acids)
Biological process (GO): regulation of DNA-templated transcription
Cellular component (GO): nucleus
Molecular function (GO): histone binding; transcription cis-regulatory region binding; transcription coregulator activity
Source: RefSeq, a predicted model, not a curated record